AUGCGACUCAAGAUUUGUAGGGCCGCGGGGUCCAUCCGGCGACUGUAUUCAACAAUACAGACUACGCAAUCCUCGCCAGCAUCUCAAGCCCCUAACCCUCACUCGAACCCAAACAAACGCAGCCUUAAAGACCUAACACCCUCGGAUCUCUCAUACUAUUGGGACACCAAACCGCCGAAUGCCUCCCAGCUCGCCUUCGCAGAAAAGCUAUUUAUACCAUCACGUCAUUCCCCUGUAAAGCUCUGGUCUGCCAGCAAGUUUCGCACGACGCCUCUCUCAUCCGCCGAGCCUGAGGUUGCCUUCCUUGGCCGCUCAAAUGUCGGAAAGAGCUCUCUGCUCAAUGCGAUCAUGGGCCAGGAGAUAUGCUGGACAUCGUCGAAGCCAGGUCGCACAAGAGAAAUGAAUGCGUUCGGUAUCGGCGGCACGAAGGGUGGCGAGUCAAAGGUGGUUCUGCUCGAUAUGCCGGGAUACGGGAAGGCUAGCAGAGCGGAAUGGGGCAUGGAGAUUAUGAAGUAUCUUCAGGGACGCAAGCAGCUUCGUCGCGCAUUCAUCCUCAUCGACAGCGAGCAUGGAAUCAAAAAAAAUGACGCAGACAUUCUGAGUCUGUUCCGGCGCUAUGCUAUCCCACACCAGAUCAUCAUCUCCAAGGUCGAUAAAGUUCUUGCCAAGAGCAGAAAACAAAUAAAAUCCGGUGCAUCGGCUGCCGGUAUCCAAAAGCUUCAUGAUAUGCUUAACAGCAUGCGGCCUGUCGUCCAGCCGGAUCCACGUACCUCCGAGGGGCCUGGCGCCUUGGGUGAGAUUUUAACUUGCAGUGCAGAUACUCUCAUCGAGUCUGGCCGGGUGCUAGGCGUGGAUGCUGUACGCUGGGCUAUCCUUUCUGCGGCGGGGAUUGACGGCAGCCUAGAGGGUGGGCACCUUGCAAGCAAAAGUAGUACUUUCGUCAAGCCAAGCCAGUGA
Penicillium macrosclerotiorum is the source of this 957-nucleotide messenger RNA. RefSeq names its product translation initiation/elongation factor MRX8. The transcript has 2 exons. The record is from RefSeq and is a predicted model, not a curated record. Gene Ontology annotation, molecular function: GTP binding. Gene Ontology annotation, cellular component: mitochondrion. Bases 1 to 957 code for a protein of 318 amino acids. Lineage: Eukaryota; Fungi; Ascomycota; Eurotiomycetes; Eurotiales; Aspergillaceae.